GACGCUGCCAGGAAGGGGCGGGGAUUAUAGUAGAUUAUUACUAUCUAUCGGCUGCGCGGAAGGAAGGCCGACGGAAGCGCUCUGUGAUGUUGCCGGAAGUGCGGAGGGAAAGGUUGUGAUGGCGGCUGCGACUCUAGCUGAAAAGGUGCUGGUGGAAAAUGCGGAGGAGGAGCGGUCCCUCGCGGCGGCGGCGGAGCUGACCUCCCAGAAGCGCGAGCAGAGACUGCGCAAAUUCCGGGAGCUGCACCUGAAGCGGAAUGAAGCUCGUAAAUUAAAUCACCAGGAAGUUGUGGAAGAAGAUAAAAGACUUAAGUUACCUGCAAAUUGGGAAGCCAAAAAAGCUCGUUUGGAAUGGGAACUACAGGAGGAAGAAAAGAAAAAGGAAUGUGCAGCAAGAGGGGAAGACUAUGAGAAAGUGAAGUUGCUGGAGAUCAGUGCAGAAGAUGCAGAAAGAUGGGAGAGGAAAAAGAAGAGGAAAAACCCCGAUCUUGGAUUUUCAGAUUAUGCGGCUGCCCAGUUACGCCAGUAUCAUCGGUUGACCAAACAGAUCAAACCUGACAUGGAAACAUAUGAGAGACUGAGAGAAAAGCAUGGAGAAGAGUUUUUCCCAACGUCCAACAGUCUUCUUCAUGGAACACAUGUGCCUUCCUCUCAGGAAAUUGAUAGGAUGGUCACAGAUCUGGAAAAACAAAUUGAAAAACGAGACAAAUAUAGUCGGAGACGACCUUAUAAUGACGAUGCAGAUAUCGACUACAUUAAUGAAAGGAAUGCCAAAUUCAACAAGAAGGCAGAAAGAUUCUACGGGAAAUACACAGCUGAAAUCAAACAGAAUUUGGAAAGAGGAACAGCAGUCUAAUCCUCAGGAACUGUUCUUAAAAGCUUGAGAAUGGAGUGAAAAUUUUUGCCAGCAGUUUGAAGUUAUCUUCAAAAUUAUACUGGUAAACCAGGAUUCAGUCUAUGCCUUCCCACUCAGCAUUUAAAAAUAAAUGGUUUUUUUUUUUUGAAACAUAUACUUCUAUGUAUAUUUCCAAAUUUUUGUGCUUGGAUAUAAGGUGUAUUUCUUGUAGUGUACUUGUUUUAUAAUAAUCUACUUUGUAUAAAUUCUAAUUAUAUUAUUUUUCUAUGUAUUUUAAAUAUGUGAUUGUUUAAUCUUUGAAGCAUUUUGAGCUUGAUUGGUGGCAGCAAAUAUAAAUGCAGUCAUUGUUGCUUUGAAUAAUAUAAAUUUAAUAAAAUCUGGAGCUGGACUCAGGAA
Messenger RNA from Pteropus alecto (black flying fox), 1252 nucleotides. RefSeq names its product SYF2 pre-mRNA splicing factor (gene SYF2). Bases 119 to 856 code for a protein of 245 amino acids. Lineage: Eukaryota; Metazoa; Chordata; Mammalia; Chiroptera; Pteropodidae. The record is from RefSeq and is a predicted model, not a curated record. Gene Ontology annotation, cellular component: Prp19 complex; catalytic step 2 spliceosome; post-mRNA release spliceosomal complex. The transcript is spliced from 7 exons.